UAGUAUAGUAUAUUUUUUAGUAAAAAAACUGGCGUCGGUCUAAUUAAUGCUUUGUUUAAUAAUAAACAAUUAAUUUAAAUAGAAUAAUUAUCACAAUGGCUGAUAAUACUAAUGGUACAGAAAUGCUUACUGACGCAGAAGCUGAAUUAUAUGAUCGUCAAAUCCGUUUGUGGGGUUUGGAAUCACAAAAACGAUUAAGAAUGGCACGUGUGCUUCUUAUUGGAAUGAACGGAUUUUCAGCAGAAGUCGCUAAAAAUGUGAUACUUGCUGGUGUUAAAUCAGUAACAUUCCUUGAUCACCGUAAGGUUGAUGUCGGCGAUUCAUGUUCGCAAUUUUUUGUAACGAAAAAAGAUAUCGGAACAAACAGAGCAACAGCUUCAGUACCUAGAGCGCAGAAUUUAAACCCUAUGGUUAAAGUAACUGCUGAUGAAGACGAUGUUGACAGCAAAGAUGACGAGUACUUCAAAGACUUUGAUGUCAUUUGUGCUUCUGAGUGCACCAUAACUCAGUUGAAAAAGUUGAAUGACAUCUGUAGAAACUAUGGAGUCAAAUUCUUUGCUGGUGAUGUUUGGGGAACCUUUGGCUACACAUUCUCUGACCUUAUCAUCCAUGAAUAUGUUAUGGAAGUAGUACAAACAAGAAAAACCAAAGAAACUGGUACAGACAAACCCAAAAUUGAAAGCACUACUGUUAACGUCAGAAAUGAAGAAACAUUUGUACCGAUUCACAAAAUUCUUGAUGUUGCUACAAAACUGCCUAAAGAUACUGAGACUUAUUAUUUAUUCCAAGUUUUGUUGAACUAUCGUGAAAAACAUCGCAGAGAUCCAUUGCCAAAUGAACGUGAUGGUAAAGUUCUACUCGCGGAAGCACGCGCCAUUAUUGAGAAAAAUAAUUUGGGGGAUAAAAUGAAUUAUUUACUCGAAGGAGACUUGUACGCGCAAACAAGCCCAACGUGCGCGAUAAUAGGCGGAAUAAUGGGCCAAGAAAUAAUAAAAACUGUUUCGCAGAAGGAGCCACCUCAUAAUAAUUUAUUUUUGUUUAAUCCCCACACAAUGUGCGGUAAAGUCGUGCAACUCGGUUAUUGAAUGCAGUAUUUAUUCUUUGAAAGGUAAAAAUUAAAACAAUCAGUAUCAUAUGAAACUUCCGUUUUGAAAUUCCAAUAAACAACUAUUUCU
This is a messenger RNA of Microplitis mediator, 1175 nucleotides long. RefSeq names its product SUMO-activating enzyme subunit 1 (gene Aos1). The record is from RefSeq and is a predicted model, not a curated record. Gene Ontology annotation, molecular function: SUMO activating enzyme activity. Gene Ontology annotation, biological process: protein sumoylation. Bases 96 to 1085 code for a protein of 329 amino acids. NCBI's taxonomy places the organism in Eukaryota, Metazoa, Arthropoda, Insecta, Hymenoptera, Braconidae. Gene Ontology annotation, cellular component: cytoplasm; SUMO activating enzyme complex. The transcript has 6 exons.